Microtus ochrogaster (prairie vole) is the source of this 1038-nucleotide messenger RNA. Its product is annotated as testis-expressed protein 19.2-like. The record is from RefSeq and is a predicted model, not a curated record. NCBI's taxonomy places the organism in Eukaryota, Metazoa, Chordata, Mammalia, Rodentia, Cricetidae. Gene Ontology annotation, biological process: spermatogenesis; placenta development; male gonad development. Gene Ontology annotation, cellular component: cytoplasm; nucleus.
AUGUGUCCCCCAGUCAAUGUUCGCUAUGGGUCCAAGGGCAUGCCCUGCCUCUAUGCGGAAUGGCUAUACCAGCUUGUCCACGGAGACCAGAUGAAGAUCUGCUUUGCUUGCUUCAAGGCAGCUUUCCUGGAAAAUAGAAGAUUGCUGCAUAUGGGAUACUGGGAAGAAGAACCGUGGGAAGAUGAGAACCUGGAACUAUUGGGGUCGGGAGCCUCACCAGAGGAAGACUCUGAGCCGGAGGAAGAAUCCCAGCCGGAGAAAAAAUCCAAGCGGGAGCAAGAAUCUCAGCCGGAGGAAAAAUCUGAUUCAGGGGAAGAAUCUCAGGUGGAGGACUGGUUAGGGCAAAGCUGGGCAGAGGGCCGAGAAAAUAAGUUUCGUAUUACAGUGGACGUCACUAAUCCUGACAUCCUGACCCCAGGCUCUAUAGGGACCGAGCUGCAGCCUGAGGAAGCUGUACUCCUGGACCCACGCCCUGAGGAUUAUGACAGGUAUUGGGCCUAUCCCUGGAAAUUAGGUAGGUUCUCUCCCUGCCCCCACCAGUGCAUCAUCCCACCUCUGUCCUUCUGGGAUAUUUUCAAUACGGACCUACAUUCUGACGAACAUCUAUUGUUGGAGUUGAGCCACAUCUGGCCCACGAACAAGCUGGUAGAAUCCUGUUUGAAAAAACAGAACUUCUUCUUGGUGUUAUGUGGCUCCGAUACCGGCUGGUACUUGGUGUCAAUGAAUCCUUUAUGGGUAGUGAGGACCCGGGUAAACCGCUGGCAGAUGAUGCUGAACCCUGAUGCCUUGGUGGUGUUCUACCUAGAGACUGGACCACAAAAGCAGAACAUGAACCGCUGGAAGCUCAGCAUGUUGGAAUCCUCAGAACUGGGGUUGGAGCUGGUGCCUGCCGACUGCACCCUGUGGAAGAAAGGAUUCAAGGUGCACUCCUACCUGCCCUGGCAGAGUGAAACCCUAAAGGACUGGGGCAGGGAGCCAGGGGAGAGGCUGAUUGUCAAACAUAUUCAUUUUCUGAAAAAACUGUGCUUCCUUUUCUGA